This is a messenger RNA of Seminavis robusta, 1417 nucleotides long. The record is from the annotation of a GenBank genome assembly. NCBI's taxonomy places the organism in Eukaryota, Bacillariophyta, Bacillariophyceae, Naviculales, Naviculaceae.
CUUACACGCUCACAAAGGACUUUUGAUGAUCGACCCCAGAAACGAGCAGAGUAGAGUACUUCCACCUGCCGCAGUAAAGUAAACCCUCGCCAUGGGUGCAUGCUCAAGCAAGUCGCAAGAGCUUGCCCUCGAUGAGUCAAUGAAAGACUUCCGACGAGAGAUGGAGUUCCGACGAGAGAUGAGACAGUCAUUGUACAAAAUCGAUUCGAACGUGAGAUUGCUUUGCGAAAGCACGCUCUGUCCAACUGCGACGAUGAUGGCAAAAGGCCUUCACUGUAUCGAUACUUGUAGGAACGAACCGAAUUGGCCAUGGCCUCCAUGUGAAACUUGAAGGAUCCGAGCUCUUCAUCCUCACCGCGGCACACGUUGCGUGUAGGUUGAUGGCCAAGGAAGACGUCUCGGUCGAGUGGUUUCCUUGGAAAGACAAUGCACAUGUGGCAGGGUUAGACGUGAAGGAUGUGUUCAUUCCACGAUCAUGUGUUGAGACGGGUCAAGCUGAUGUAGGCCUUAUCCAAAUCGAGUUCCUUGGCGUCAACGUGGAAGAAAGCAUGGAAUCACAUCCCAUUCUCGUGUCCGACCAUCACCAGGUUGGACAAACGGUUGUGGGUGUCGGUUCAACCGCAUUCCAUAUCAGGGGAGAUCAUAUUUUCUCAGAAAACGAGCGAAGAAUGGUCAACUCACCCUCCAGACCUGGCAUGAGUGGUUGUCCCCUGUUUGAUUCGACUGGCGCUGUCUUUGGGGUGGUCCAUGGUUCCACCAAGCAUCGUGCCAGCACUCUGCGUAAUGCAACGGACAGUGGCGGUCAACCUUCUUCCUUCUUGUACUGCGACUAUCCCUUGAAAGUCAAGCACACGCUGCUAAAAGUCGGUCAACGUUGGUGCGUGGCACUUGAAAAGGCAGAGGCAUUGCCCGAAGAAUUCUCUGAUGGCUUGAUGGCCGAAUCGCUCGACAGUAGUGAUAUAUUGAACGACAACCAUCGAACAUUCGUAAAAGACUUUGGAGCCACUCUGGAACUCGACAAGAAAGAAAUCCAAAAGUUGAGCAUGAACGGAAUGAUGAUUGACCUCGCAAACAAGAGUCUACCUAACGAGGAGUCGGAACGGUUGGAACUACCCGGGGAUGGAGAACACAUCGUGGUGUUAACCCCAGUUCGAAUGCAGGAGACUACAGGGAUACCAACCUAUCCAUUGUCACAGGGCCACUCGAAUGGCAUCCCAGCCGUCACUCCUUCUCCCGAGAAACUAGGCGUUGGGGCAAGUGAACAACCACAGUAGAGUUUAGGGGCUACGUGAUUCAUGUGUGCUACUUUGGUGCCACAAAAGACACUUCCAAAUGGAAAUGUUACCCUCGUCAUCCUUUGGCGACUAAAGCAGAUUGUCUGACAUGGUUAACUAAUUUAGCUACCCCUCCAGCUUCC